UUAUCACACAUUAGAUAUUUUCUACUCUGUCUUUUCUGUUUUACAUCAUUUAGUUUGCUUCUUUUUAUGACUUUAAUCACCCUUAUGUGAAUUUUAAAUAUGAAAUUUUAGAGCUGACUCAAAUAUUGAAAUAAUUCAUCUCACGUGACUUUUUUCAGCCUAAUUUUUUAUUUUUAAAUCUCCAGAAGUCGAUCUGCCUAAAAUCUCGCUCUGAGUGUAAAACCUGCAGACAAACAAGUCUGAAUUUGCCUCUCCCCAGUGCCGAUGUUCAUCGCUCCAUCCUGAGUCAAAGCUUUUUCACACACAUUCCAACAUGUGAAGACGGCCGGUGUGAAAAGUUAAAAAAGAGAGAGAUAAAAGAAAAAUGCAGAAGUGAACCAGGGAGGAGAGGAAAGAAACAGCGAGAAGAAAUGAAGACAAAAGCAACGAUAAGAAGAUGAUGGUUCAACUCUGCUGGCUUCUGCUGGUCACCUGUGUCACAGGUGCACUGAGCAGCAUCAGCCCGUAUAUAAAACAUUACGAAGUCCUAUCAUAUGACCGGGAGGAUCUUCACAGGAAACACUUAAGAGCCAGGAGGGCCACAAAGCUUCAGGCCGUUACACUGGAGUUGGAUUUUACUGCAUUUCAUAGAUCUUUCCAUCUGCUCCUGAGACCAGAUUCAGAGGCAUUUUACAAAGAAUUCACAGUGAUUGGUGAAAAUGGUCCAGAGUCUGUUGAACUUUCACACUUAUACUCAGGAACACUUGAAGGCGAGCAUGGUUCCGCCUGUCACGGCUCGGUGUUGCACGGACAGUUUGAGGGAAGCAUCCACACAGAAAAUGGGACAUAUCACAUAGAGCCAUUUGACAGAUACACCAGCAGCCCAACAGAUCACCACUCUAUAAUCUACCAUGAGGAUGACUUGGGUAACCCAUGCCACUCUUUAUCUUCCUCGUGUUGAUUUUGUUUCGCUCCACAGGAGGCAGAAGUGAGCCGGGUCAGGAGGACGGUUAACGAGUCGAAGACCAGCUGCCUGCUCCACCUCCACACUGAUCACCUCUACUACAAGAGGUUCAAGACUGUAGAAGCCGUUGUGGCUCAGGUUGCCUCGUACCUGCGGGCUGUGAACGACAUCUUCGACAAGGUUGAUUUUGAUGGAAUCAAGCUGAUCAACUUUAAAGUUAAAUCCCUCCGUGUGAUGACUAGGGAGGACACGAAUGAUCCAUUGACUCCUUUGUACAUCGGACCUGAGAAGUUGUUGAGUCUGUUUUCAGAGCAAAACUGGGGCAACUUCUGUCUGUCCUACCUGCUCACUAACAGAGACUACAGUGGAGUUCUGGGCCUGGCGUGGGAGGGCAAGACAAGUAACUGGGGAGGAAUAUGCUCACAACACACCAUCUUCCGUGAUGGACAAAGAUCCUCUCUUAACACCGGCUUAAUAACAAUUCAGAACUACGGACAGUUCCUGCCUCCUCGACACAUCCAGCUGACCAUGGCACACGAACUGGGCCACAGUCUAGGUUCUCCGCAUGAUGAGGGCUCAAACUGCGGGGACCUGGGCUCUUCUGGUGGUAAAGGUCGGUACCUGAUGUUUCCUCAAGCCACAGACGAGGUGCGUGAAAACAAUGACAAAUUCUCACCCUGCAGCAUUAAACAUAUUAGCAAGAUCCUGAAGCAGAAGAAGGACAACUGCUUCGUAGUCAGCGAUCAGCCCAUCUGUGGGAACCACAUAGUAGAGGAAGGUGAAGAAUGUGACGUUGGUCAAAACAGCACAGAUCUGUGCUGCUAUAGUGCUGCAGAGCCUGUAGGAGUCCAGUGUCACCUGAAGCCUGGGAAAGUCUGCAGUCCGAGUCAGGGCUUGUGUUGUGGUAAGAACUGUGAGUUUAAACCGGCGGGUCAGAUGUGCCACGAGGAAACGGACUGUCAGGAAGUGACUGAGUGUUCAGGUCUAUCCCCGGUCUGCCCUGAGCCACAUGCCAAGGAAAACCUCACCAUCUGCAGCCAGGGCACACGUAUCUGUCUGAACGGGGUGUGUGCCGAGUCUGUGUGUGUGAAGCACGAUCUGCAGCAGUGUGACUGUCCAGGAGACAACAUGAAGGAGAAAUGCCACAUGUGCUGCCAGCAGCCUGAUAAUCCCAAAACGUGUGCCAGCACCACCUCCUCUGUGCUGUCUCGCUACUUUCAGGGGACGUCGCUGCCUCUGGUUGGUGGUGCUCCGUGUGCAGGGAACCGAGGGUACUGUGAUAAGUUUCACAUGUGUCGCCUACUGGACGCAGACGGCCCUAUAGCCAGACUGAAGAACGCUUUUCUUCAUUUUGACGAGUUUGAUGACGUGGCAGAGUGGAUGAAGGCUCAUUGGUGGGCUAUCCUGAUCGUUAUCAUCGCUCUGUCUGGAGUGAUGGGCUGUACGGUCUUCCUGUGCAGCCGCACCCUGAACACCCAUGGCUUGGACUGACCCCUUGACCUAACAUCUCCUCCUGGACCACACAGAAAAUAAUUUCAACCUCAUUUUUUGGGACAGUAAUUGAGAGAUGGUCUUUGGUCAACUCUGUCUCACACCUGAUCUGAACGUAACGUCCAAGGUCGCUGAACACCUGCUUAAGCCUGUCUCUUGUGUUUGUCACCUGAUAUGUUUGCAUCUCCGUUUCCGUAAGGGACUUUAUUUGCGGUAAGCCUCUUGUGGCACUCGUGUUGUGAAAAGAGUCUCUGCCAAGAUGAAUCAGUACAGUCUUUCUUGGAAAGACACAGAUGCAGUGACACUUGAAUGUAAAGUCACAUGUCCCUGCAAAAGCCAACGUGUUUCUGAUUUGGAACCGUUCCAACUUUCCAUGUCGGUAGAGAUGAAAGAGCAUGUGGACAUGAUGGCUCUGGCCAGUGCCGCUGUUUGUACAGGAAAACUUAAAGGUUCCAUAUCAUGCUUUUUUUAAACCUUUGAGAGCAAAGGUGGGCACAGUAUAUUACACUAUUGAGAUGUCAUUUAUCUUAAAUAUGAGUUCUUUUUAUCAGCCUGAAUUUAUAGCCAGAAAUACAACAAACUUUGUUUCAGUGAAGCUCCGCCCAUGCCCGCUCCAACCAAACAUGCCUACAGUAGUGUCUUAGAUGAGGUGGGUAUUAUGUUUGCUGUGAUAGUCCAGUGGCAAAAGCUUCAAUCCUGCGUCUCAUUUUUGCCAUGUUCUGAUGUGGGUUCAGCUCCUGACGGUGUCGGCAGCCGUUUAUUUACCAGCUGGAGCAGAUUUCAUGUUUUUAUAUUUUAGUUUUAUUGAAUAUUUUCGGCAAAAUAUUUUGUGUCUCUAAAGAUCUUUGAAUUUGGUCAUUUCCAAGCAGCUCACCUCACAUGGACUUACAAAGAAAGUAAAAAAAAUAAUAAUAAUCAGUCCUUAUAUUAUUAACAGUUUACUAAUAAAGGAUUGAAAAAAUCAUACUGGUUACUGUUCAUUCUGGGAUGUAAACCAGCACAAAACUGUAUGCUAGCCUAGCCAUUAACCAAGUCUAUUAAAUAAAGCUUGUUGCUUAAGCCACGUAUCCUGAGAUUGCCAGGGAGACCAGUUUAGACCAGAGAAUAGCUUCUUAGGGAGGAGCAAGGCCUGAUGUUGGGGGCAGGAUGAUUAAUGUUUAUGUUUAUUUAUUUGGCAGACGCUUUUAUCCAAAGCGACUUACAAUUUAUAACCUAUAGGGCAUGUUGUGAUCUGUGGGGGUUAACCGGAGUACCCGGAGGAAACCCACGCAUGCAUGGGGAGAACACGCAACUCCACGCAGAAAGGCCGCAGCCGAGCCGAGUUUCGAACCUGCAACCUUCGUACUGCGAGACAACAGUGCUAACCACUGCGCCACCAUGCAGCCCUUAUACAUUAGAUUGUUUCAGGAAUGUCAAAAUAAAAAUCUAAAUUUGUAGCUGAAACAUAAAAAAUGCAUGGAUACAGCCAAAAACAGGUUUGCGGGUGCUUUUCACGAGGAAACAACAAUAUUACAUGCUACAAAGCUCCAAAAAGUGGAUUUUCCAUGUUAUGGUCCUUUUAAAUUUUGAAAAACUUGAACCAAAGUUCAGCAGUUUUGUUUUAUUCUUCAUUUUUAUGCAUGAUAAGACACUUCAGAGUGCACUAGAAUGCUCGUGGCCUUCUUGGCUGAGGGUAAAUCUGAGGACAUUUUCAGAACCUUGAAAUGAAUUCUUAUUUUAAAAAGACAAAAUCUGCAGCUGUCUGUAUAAUUAACUCAAGUGUUCUUAUUUUAAUCUGUCUCCAUGUCACCUUGACACAAUCGGUGGAACAUUCUGGCGUCACAACUGAGAGGGCACGAAGAACAGCGUAUCUUAUUUUGGGCAGUUUGAGAAUAUUUUGAAUUGUAUAUCAGAAAUGGCUGUGUGAAAGUUUAAAUUGUUCUUAUUGGGAGGGGGGCAUACAUUUUGCUUUAAUGAUAAAAUGAGAAACAAUGGAAACGUUUUUGUUGUCAAGUCAUAAAAUAAAAUCAAGUCGACUUCAGAA
Molecule: messenger RNA, 4457 nt
Organism: Nothobranchius furzeri (turquoise killifish)
Lineage: Eukaryota; Metazoa; Chordata; Actinopteri; Cyprinodontiformes; Nothobranchiidae
Source: RefSeq, a predicted model, not a curated record